This is a messenger RNA of Hypoxylon trugodes, 2418 nucleotides long. Its product is annotated as DnaJ domain-containing protein. The record is from RefSeq and is a predicted model, not a curated record. The transcript has 3 exons. Gene Ontology annotation, cellular component: endoplasmic reticulum. The coding region runs from base 296 to 1891 and encodes 531 amino acids. Lineage: Eukaryota; Fungi; Ascomycota; Sordariomycetes; Xylariales; Hypoxylaceae. Gene Ontology annotation, biological process: protein folding in endoplasmic reticulum. Gene Ontology annotation, molecular function: protein-folding chaperone binding; misfolded protein binding.
GGCAGUCCAGAACACAAAUCGACUUUGGAAGUGGCCAGGUUGUCAAUGCAAGGAUCAAUUUGUUUACAACUUUAUCAACACUGUCCCUUUUAUAGAUCGACCUUCUUCCUUUUUAUCUCCAGCUAACCAAUCCUCUUUUCUCCUAGUUUCUCGAAAAGUACUCACUUUCCCUCGAACGUCCUCACAUAUUCGCAUAUCUUGGAGUAUAAUCUCACCUUUUGUCUUUUUUAACCUAGCGAAACCCUGACGGCGUCCGCGCCAACGGGCAAUACCGUCUACUUAUUGUGUCGUCACCAUGAUCGUCCCUCUAUCAGCGUUGGCUGUCGCGGCCACUGCGUUGUCCUCCACCGGUCUUGUCGCGGGUUUGUCUGCUUCAGAUAUACCUUCCGAUACCCCCAUAUCAUCACUGCUCUCUUCUGCGCAGACCCACUUGACGAAAGGCGAAACAAGCGAGGCCUUGAUUUACUACGAUGCUGCUGUCGCUCGCGACCCCAACGAUUACCUGACCUUCUUUAAGCGCGCAACCACCUACCUUUCGCUCGGCCGCACGUCGCAAGCUACUUUGGAUUUCAAUAAGGUCCUUGAACUGAGACCCGGUUUCGAAGGCGCACACGUACAACUUGGCAAACUCAAGGCGAAGAGCGCAGACUGGGAGGGAGCCAAGGAGCAAUACACCCUAGCUAAACAGAAGGCUGGUUCCCCCGACUUCGAUAAACUUAUUGAAGCCCAAGGUGCCGCUAAAUUGGCGGAAACAGCCGCACAAAGUGGGAAUUGGGAUGAGUGUAUAAGUCAGGCAGGAGAGGCCAUCAUGGUCGCAAACCGAGCUCCGAAUCUCCGUGAACUGCGCAUCAAGUGUCGAUUUGAAAAGGGUGAAGUUGAAGAAGGAAUGAGCGAUCUGCAGCAUGUUCUGCAGAUGAAAGCGGGCGAUACCACUCCACACUUGCAGAUCUCGGCCACUACAUUCUAUGGCUUAGGAGACUUGGAACAGGGCAUGACUCAGAUCAAGAAAUGCAUGCAUUCCGAUCCAGAGUCCAAGCCGUGUAAAAAACUGCUAAGGCAAGAGAAGAACGUUGAUAAGACAUUAGCUAAAGUCAACAAGGCUCUGGAGAGGAACCAGCCUAUGACUGGUGUUAAAUUAUUAGUACCAUCUGGCGAAGAGCCUGGUUUAAUCAACGAGGUCGAAGAGCAGAUCAACGAACUUAAGCAGAGUGGGAUUAUCCCGGAACGUGCGCCCAAUGUUUUGCUAGCUCGGUUAGUUGAGACUGCUUGUCAGGCUUAUUAUGAGUCAAAUAGCAAGAAAGCGAGCACAUAUUGUGCAAAAUCUCAAACACUGGAUGAGAAUUCAUUCUACGGACUUAUGUACAAGGCAAAGACGCAACUAGAAGCAGAAGAUUUUGAUGCUUCCAUUGCGACAUUGAAGAAGGCUUCGGAACUUAGACCGGAUAAGAACAACAUCAUCAACCCUGUAAUGCAAAAGGCUCAAGUGGCUCUGAAGCGCAGCAAGACGAAAGAUUACUACAAGGUCCUUGGCGUUGCCCACGACGCGGAUGAACGACAAAUAAAGGCAGCCUACCGAAAAUUAACCAAGAUACAUCAUCCUGAUAAAGCGGCGAAACAAGGCCUCAGUAAGGAACAGGCGGAGAAAAAGAUGGCAGAUAUCAAUGAGGCGUACGAGGUUCUCAGCAACCCCGAGCUCCGGGAAAGGUUCGACAGAGGAGACGAUCCCAACUCGCACGAACAACAAAAUCCAUUCCAACAUGGACAUCCGUUCGGCGGCGGCGGCGGCGGUGGUGGUGGCCCGUUCAUGUUCCAACAAGGCGGUGGGCAACAAUUCCAAUUCAAGUUUGGAUCCGGAGGCGGUGGCUUCCCGGGAGGAUUCCCAUUCGGUUAAAGCGCUCUUCAAUAAAGAUAUCCUGCAUGACAAUGGGCGGCUGGAGUUUGUGGAGUUUUCGAGAGUGCAUGAUAGUAAAUAUGCAUUUAAUUAAGAUGAUACUUUUAAAAAUUUGCACACAUAUAUAUAUAUAUAAGACAUGUAUACUUUAGCUCCUUGCCAAUUUCCCUGCAAUGGAUCUCGGGAUGACAAUUAAGGCCAUCCCUUGGUGGAUGAUCAGUGAUUGGUGAAAAUUACAACUGACAUGUCUACGAGGUUAUAUAGUUAUCAAUAUGACGACACCACCGGUACGUGUACCGAUAUCAAGUAUGCCCUGUAUAUUGUUAACAGCAGCUGUGGUGUUGGGUUUCGACUUUCCCCUCUAUUCAUUCGGAUAUAAGUCACCUAUCAGACCCUUACCAUAUGGGCUGUACGAGUUACCUUUAACCAACACUCGUCAUUGAAGUAACAUGCGUCCAUGCCCAAUUCCACAAGAGAACCGGUGUACCACAAUCCUACAGGAAACAUGAUUAUGCAGUUAUUUAUCU